This is a messenger RNA of Tribolium madens (black flour beetle), 1012 nucleotides long. Its product is annotated as RNA/RNP complex-1-interacting phosphatase. Gene Ontology annotation, molecular function: polynucleotide 5'-phosphatase activity; protein tyrosine/serine/threonine phosphatase activity. The record is from RefSeq and is a predicted model, not a curated record. Gene Ontology annotation, biological process: protein dephosphorylation. The transcript has 8 exons. NCBI's taxonomy places the organism in Eukaryota, Metazoa, Arthropoda, Insecta, Coleoptera, Tenebrionidae. Bases 157 to 945 code for a protein of 262 amino acids.
CGUCAACACUGCAAACAUAUGGUUUCGUUUUUGCUUGUCAAAGUGAAGUGAAAUUUAGAUUUUUUUUUAUGAAAAAGUCUCAAAACGGUAAUCAAAGUGACGUCAGCAGCUAUUCCAAAUUUUAGUUUUACAUUAUUUGUGAAGUAAUAAGCAAACAUGAAAGCCAUACCUGACAGAUGGGAGAAAUAUUUACCUGUGGGACGUCGUGUUCCUGGUACUCGUUUUCUACCAUUCAAAGUCCCAUUAAAAAUGGAGCUAUGUAGUAGGCAGCCUGAAAGCCAGUGGUUUACCCCCGGAAUACUGGUGGAAAACAUUCCAAAGCUAAAAGCCGUGAUCGAUUUGACCAACACGAACCGUUACUACAACGCUGAGGAGUUUACGGGCAAAGGCAUUUUGUAUAGGAAAAUCAGUGUGAUGGGUCGCAAGCUUCCGCCUAAGGAAAUUCGUGAGGAGUUUUUCGAUGCCGUAGACCAGCUGUGUAGAAUGUUGGAACACGAUAGAGAUGCACUCAUCGGAGUUCAUUGUACUCAUGGGUUGAACCGAACGGGCUAUUUAAUCUGUAAAUACAUGGUGUUACGAAUGAAAAUUGAUCCCCAGGAGGCGAUAAACAAAUUUCAAGCAGCUAGAGGACAUCAGAUCGAAAGAAACAAUUAUGUGUCAGAUAUUUUAUGUCAACCAAGAAUAUGGCAAAAUGAGCCUUACAGCUCGUCGUCGUUAUCAUCAGCACAAUCGGUGUCUAACUGGCGAACCGAACCUCGUUUGGCACCCUGUUAUAACCGGAAUAAUAAUUAUUAUUGCACCGGAUAUAAAAACGAUAGAUCUUAUGGGAGAAGCGAUAGGUUUUACGAGAGAAGCAAUAGGUUCUAUGAGAGAAGCGAUAGGUUCUAUGAGAGCAACGAUAGGUCCUAUAGGAGAAAUUUUAGGCAAGCAUCACAGCGGCGCUAGCGAAGACAAUUUUUAUUUCGAGAUUAUUUUUUUAUAAGAAUUAAUUUUGAAUAAAUAUUUAUUUCCG